Molecule: messenger RNA, 1395 nt
Organism: Exaiptasia diaphana
Lineage: Eukaryota; Metazoa; Cnidaria; Anthozoa; Actiniaria; Aiptasiidae
Product: apoptosis-inducing factor 3
Cellular component (GO): cytoplasm
Molecular function (GO): oxidoreductase activity, acting on NAD(P)H; 2 iron, 2 sulfur cluster binding
Source: RefSeq, a predicted model, not a curated record
ACAUCUGUUAAACGACCCUUUUUAUCUGACGCGCAUUGUUUAUUGACUUAUCGAUGAUGUAGUCUCGAGUUUUUUUAUGUCUUAUCAAUAUGCUUCGUAUUCGCUGGUUGAGAGUCGGGAAGCUCUUGAAGGGUCGAAGAGYGCCGCCUMUCRUGAUGGGUGUCCCCGUUUCAGUGAAGCGUCCAASUCCAUACGAAUUUUCUUUCGCUAGUUUCUCAACUACAGGGACUUUACAGAGUUCUAUAUCUGAAGUUACAUCUGAAAAUAUGGCUUCAACAGUAGAGGCAGUAGUUGCACAGUUUGAUGACUUAAAAGAUGGAGAAAUGAAAACUGUAGACAUUGGAGAAGGAAAGGCUUUGCUGGUCAGAGAACAAGGACAAUACUAUGCUGUGGGCCAUAAAUGCACUCAUUAUGGUGCACCSUUAGCAUCUGGGGCCUUACUGAAUGGCCGUGUGCGAUGUCCCUGGCAUGGUGCUUGYUUUAAUGUCAAGACUGGUGAUAUUGAAGAUUUUCCUGGUUUAGACAGCAUCCCAAAAUUUGAGGUGACCAUAUCAGGGAAAAAUGUGAUUGUUCGUGCAAAUACUGAGCAAUUCAAAUCACAUAAAAGAGUAAAAGCUCCAUUAUGUCAGCCCAAUCCUGCUGUUGAUAAAAGAUCAUUUAUUAUCAUUGGAGGAGGGGGAUCUGCUAUGAAAGCUGCUGAGACCCUCAGAGAAGAAGGAUUCAAAGGCCGUGUUGUCAUGAUAGCCAAGGAGGAUCAUAUUCCUUAUGACCGCCCAAUAUUGAGCAAGAAACUUACAAUAGCUGCCAAUGACAUGAAACUGAGAUCUCAGGARUAUCUUUCUGUACAUGGUAUUGAAUUCUGGAAUGGAAAAGAGACCAAGGUCAUUAAAUGUGCCAGGAAGUGAUUUGGAAAAUGUUUUAUUAUUGAGAAGCCCAGAGGAUGCUAAUAAAAUAGCUGAAGUUGGUCCUGGUAAAAAAGCUGUCAUCAUUGGCUCGUCAUUCAUUGGCAUGGAAUUAGCUGCUUUCUURGUUGGGAAAGCAACAUCAGUAACAGUGGUGGGAAGAUCAGAGAUUCCUUUUGCUAAUGUCCUUGGUAAAGAUAUUGGUCGACUUUUAAAGAAAAUGCAUGAAGAUAAAGGUGUUAAGUUCAUACAUGGUCAAACUGCUAAAGAAUUCAAAGGUCAAGGAGGAAAGCUUAGUUCUGUGGUUUUGACUGAUGGCACAGAAUUAGAAGCAGAURUAUGCCUUCAAGGAGUUGGCGUAAAACCAUCAACAGACUUCCUGUCAAACAGUGGAGUUCCAUUGAACAGUCAAGGCAGCAUUGUAGUCAAUAAGUACAUGGAAGCAUGUGAUGGAGUUUAUGCUGCAGGAGAUAUUGCACACUUUCCUCUCAAA